This is a messenger RNA of Cuscuta epithymum, 847 nucleotides long. NCBI's taxonomy places the organism in Eukaryota, Viridiplantae, Streptophyta, Magnoliopsida, Solanales, Convolvulaceae. The record is from the annotation of a GenBank genome assembly.
CUCUCCAUCUCUCUGGAUCCAUCUGCAAUAAUCCCACACACCCACAUAAAGCUUCAAAAACUAUAAUGGCCGAAAGUUCGUCUGAUCUGUGCAUGCACGGUGAUUUGAAUGGUGUGGUGGUUGAGGACUCAGAGGAUUCUUCCGGGUGGGCCGAUUCCGUACGUGAGACUGACAUCCUUGCCGAUUUGGUCCCGGUUUCUGAGGGCGUAGAAAAAAUGAAAAGACCAAAACGGUUGAGAACUAACCGAAGAGGUGAAUCCUCCAAUGAAAGUUGGAUUGACAUCUACCUUCGGCCAGUGGAUACAACAAAUGUGGGGUAUGUUCCACUUGCGACUGCUCAUGCUGACCCGGACCCUAAAGUUCAAGAAAGAUUGGAGAAUCUGGCUUCAAUGUGGCUGCCUCUUUACAAAAAAUCAAGGUGAUAAGUUCCACUUGUUGCAUGCAUGUAUCACUAUAAUGCAUCUUUCAGUCCGUCGGCCAGCAUGCCAUCUGAGGAAUUGGUGAGAAGAGCCUGCAAGAUCCUGUGCUUUGCUUCGUUGCACAACCUUUUUUUUGCUUGUUUCCCCAUUUUCAGAAACUUCCAUGUUGUAUUAGUGAUGUUGUACGCAGAUCUAUUGUAAAAUCUGUAUGUUUAUAUAGAGGGUUGACAUAUUUUAAGUGUUCAAAAAUUUUAAAGUGGAGGGAAAUCUGAAAAGGCCCGCCAGCAGCCAAAUAACCCCAAAAAAGUUUUCAGCCUACUUUUACUGUACAUAGCAGACCGCCCCCAUCCCUCUUUAUUUCCCAUUAUCUUGUGCGGUAAUUAAAAGAGGGGCAACGUAGGAAAUUCAAUGGCAAACAGUACUUUUUC